AUGCUGGGCAGCCCGUCCAACAACGGCGGCGUCAGGAUGCUGGCGCCCCCGGCCCCCGGCGACGACCGGCGGGUGGAGUUCGUGGCGCUCACCGCCGUCCACACGGAGCGGAGCGAGCCGUCCACGCCGGAGCGAGGGCUGCCGUCUCACCGCACCGGGCUGCUGGGCACUCCGCUGCCGGGACCUCCGGGACCCCGGACCAACACGUCGGCCACCGGCAAACGCUUCCGAAAGUUGCAGAACUGCUUGUACAACGUCCUGGAGAGACCGAGGGGAUGGGCCUUCAUCUACCACGUCUUCAUUUUUCUUCUGGUCUUCAGCUGCUUGGUGCUGUCCGUCUUCUCCACCAUACGUGAACACCAGGACUUUGCCAACCAGGGCCUCUUCAUCCUGGAGUUUGUGAUGAUCGUGGUGUUCGGGAUGGAGUACUUCAUCAGGAUCUGGGCGGCGGGAUGCUGUUGCCGAUACCGCGGCUGGCAGGGGCGGCUGAGAUUUGCCCGGAAGCCCUUCUGCGUCAUCGACUUCAUCGUGUUCGUGGCGUCGCUGGCGGUGAUCGCGGCGGGCACGCAGGGCAACAUCUUCGCCACCUCGGCCCUGCGCAGCAUGCGCUUCCUGCAGAUCCUUCGGAUGGUGCGUAUGGACCGGCGAGGAGGCACCUGGAAGCUGCUGGGAUCGGUGGUCUACGCUCACAGCAAGGAGCUGAUUACGGCGUGGUACAUCGGCUUCCUGGUGCUCAUCUUUGCCUCCUUCCUGGUCUACCAGGCUGAGAAGGACGACAACACCGACUUCAGCAACUAUGCAGACUCCCUCUGGUGGGGGAUUAUCACGCUGACCACCAUUGGUUACGGCGACAAGAUCCCUCGCAGCUGGCAAGGUCGUCUUCUGGCCGCCGGCUUCGCCCUCCUGGGCGUCUCCUUCUUCGCCCUGCCCGCCGGAAUUCUGGGCUCGGGCUUUGCCUUGAAGGUGCAGGAGCAGCACCGGCAGAAGCACUUUGAGAAGAGACGCAUGCCCGCCGCCAACCUCAUCCAGGCGGCGUGGCGCCUUUACUCCACGGACGCCAAACACUCCUACCUGACGGCCACCUGGUACUUCUACGACAGUAUGCUGCCCUCUUUCAGAGAACUGACGCUGCUGUUCAGUCACCUCCAGCGGCAGCGUAACAUCAACAAGAAGGUCCUGCACAACUCCUACCACACGCCGCUGUCAGGGCUGCGGCCCUACAGCGCCCCCUACCUGUCAGGGGACAGCAAAUUAGGCUUCCGGGAUCGCAUCAGGAUGAACAAUUCCCGGUCCAGCCAAGCCAUCCGCAGCAAGACCUCGCCGCAGCCGCCCGCCCCCGCCGUGAGGCGCUCGCCCAGCCAGGAGAACGUCCCCGAGGCCGGGAGCCCCGGGAAGGUGCAGAAGAGCUGGAGCUUCAACGACCGCACGCGCUUCCGCACCUCGCUACGACUCAAAGCGCGCCCGCCCGCCUACGUGGACGGGCUUGGCGAGGACAGCGUGGAGGACAAAGGCUACUGCGAUGUGGCCAUGGAUGAGGUCAUCCCCGCCGUGAAGACGCUCAUCCGCGCUGUCAGGAUCCUGAAGUUCCUGGUGGCCAAGAGGAAGUUCAAGGAGACGCUGCGUCCCUACGACGUGAAGGACGUCAUCGAGCAGUACUCAGCGGGACACCUGGACAUGCUGGGACGCAUCAAGAGCCUGCAGAUGCGAGUGGACCAGAUCAUCGGGCGAGGGGCGGUCCAGCCCGAUAAGAAGGCGCGGUCCGAAAAGGGGGAGAAAACGCCGCCAGAGCUGGACUCUCUGGACGAGCUCAGCAUGAUGGGGCGCGUGGUCAAAGUGGAGAAACAGAUUCAGUCCAUCGAGAACAAGCUGGACCUCCUGCUCAACUUCUACUCUCAGUGCCUGAAGAAAGGCUCCUCCCACCUCACCCUGUCCACCCUGCUGGACCCGGACCUGACCUCAGACUACCACAGCCCCACGGACCAAAGAGACCUCUUCCCGUCCGCCAACACGCUCAACACCAUCUCCCAGUCGGAGAGCUGCAACUUGGAGUCGCAGUGAGCGGGAAACUACGGCAGGCUCCUUAUUUUUAUUUCAUCUUUUUAUUUUUAUUUUAUUUUUUUUAACCCUGCGUCCUGCAUCCUUAUGAGUGCUGCAGCCAGAGGCCACUAGAGGGCUCCACUGGACCCCCCCUGAGACGCCCCUCGGUCCUGCAGAUGAGGACGAAGACGAGAGACAUGUCGUCCAGCCUUGCUUGUUACAUCUAGCAAACAUUAGCAAAGCUAGUUUGGUGCAGACCGUGUCCCCAUUCUUUCCGGUAAGUUCCCAAGGGUACUCAAGGUGAACACGGGAAGAAUUAUGACUGAAUGGAAGCACAUUCACAAGGACAAAGGUCCGUGUUUGCUUGGUGCAUCGUUGCCCGUGCACGCUGGAGUCUACCUCCGUGUUUACGUACCGUAGCGGCAUUAUCACACCCGACGUGUGAAAGAACAUGAAGAAGAAUGCACCGUGCUGCAUGACGUAGAAGCUUUUAGGAAGGGCUCGCUCGGGCCCGGGAUGCACAAGGGGAGGAUCUGUGUGCCUUCAGCAAACAGACGCCGCCAUCUUCUGACCGUGCGUUGGAUUUUUAACGUUGUAAAUAUGUCUUCCUUUUCGACGUACGCGUCAGCACUUCCUCAAGAGGAUCAAUGAAAAUGGCACAUUCUUCUCUUU
Messenger RNA from Doryrhamphus excisus (bluestripe pipefish), 2709 nucleotides. The record is from RefSeq and is a predicted model, not a curated record. Lineage: Eukaryota; Metazoa; Chordata; Actinopteri; Syngnathiformes; Syngnathidae.